AUGGAUCAAAUUACAUAUUCCUACACUUCAUCUUCAUCUUCUUCAUCAGACAAUCGACCACCAAAAAAUGUAAAAUCCAGACGAGCACCGUACAUUGAUUCUCUCCAUUCGGUUCGUAAACCGGUCCAAAAACCCAUCACCAAGCAUUUUAUAGCACCAUUGCCACCAGCCCCAUCUAAAGUUUACAAGGUUGAAUCUUCUAAAUUCAAAGAAGUCGUUCGUAUGCUAACUAGCACACCCGAAUUUCAACCUCCAUCGGUACGCCGCCUGAAAGACAUCGCUCCACCACCUCUCACCCUUUCUGCAAUACCAAAACCAUCUAUAUUUCCAAAACCACCACUUAUACCGCCACCACAACCACCACCACAACCAUCAGAAGGUGAAGGGACCGUGAGCCCAUUAUCGUCCAUGACGUUGUCCCCGGGUUUUUGUAAAUUCUUGAAUGAAACACUGGAGACAAGUAGAUUUGUUUCAAAUGCACCAGUGAUGGACUGUUUUGGGAGUUUGAGUCCAUUGCGAUCACCUGCACCACAGGCGUAUGAUCCACUAGGGGUUGCACUCAUGAGCCCAUUAGGGUUUAGUUUGUCACCAUCGUCUUUAUCAUGGUGUUCUUCGGCACUUCUGAGCCCCGUCAGCCUUUCUGUGUUCAACUAA
Molecule: messenger RNA, 654 nt
Organism: Helianthus annuus (common sunflower)
Lineage: Eukaryota; Viridiplantae; Streptophyta; Magnoliopsida; Asterales; Asteraceae
Product: protein EARLY FLOWERING 5-like
Exons: 1
Coding region: 1-654 (217 amino acids)
Source: RefSeq, a predicted model, not a curated record